Messenger RNA from Mesorhabditis spiculigera, 828 nucleotides. NCBI's taxonomy places the organism in Eukaryota, Metazoa, Nematoda, Chromadorea, Rhabditida, Rhabditidae. The record is from the annotation of a GenBank genome assembly.
AUGAUCGCCAACUUCGAGACGGACCUGCAGUUGAUCAAGGCCCUCAACGAGGAGUACGAGGCGCAGAUGCAGCGCUGGGCUGGGGCUUGUGAUUCGCAGGAGGAAUUCGUGUACGGUGCCGAGAUACUUCUACGCGGUUUGCACGCUGCCAUGGCUAGGAUGAGGUCGGAGACAAAUUUGAACGUUGAGCAGCAAGAGGCUUUGCAGCUGAGUCCGCCAUUCAGACAACAGGCCUGGCAUCGCCAAUUCAGCGAAAUGGAUAGAAUGUUGGCCGUAUGCCUAUUCGGCUCCUUUGCCGACAACCUGACGAUGGAACAGGUGGUGCACGGCGCCGACGAGAUGUGCUAUGAUGAGAAUUUGGUUCGACGCUACACGCCGUGCCCCCGCGCCCUCCACAGCUGUGCCCUCGUCUACAUCGAAGACCACCCGACGCACAAACUCCAUCAUUUGUGCGUAGACGAUGCGCGACCACACGUGACGAUACACCCUGAAUUCACGCGCGCGGACCUUCGGCAUCCGAUGGAUGAGCGCGUGCAGACGAUGUCACGAGGCGAUGGCGAAUGGCAGGUGUCACCGUCCUGCAUCAGCCAUAUGGAACGAGUCAUCCAUGGUGAUGUGACGAUAAAUGGAACCCUUUAUCAGGCGAGCAUGAUUUGCUGCAAAAAAAGCACGCGCUGCGACAAGUUGAUAGAUCAUGUCUUCCGUCAGGAGUUGUACCAGGGAUGGCCGAUUCACGCAGCCACGAUCACGUUCGCAACGUUCCACGCCGUCAUGUCGAUUCCGGUCGUUUGGGGCUGGUAUCAGCGGAUGAGGAAGACGAAACAAGAA